Molecule: messenger RNA, 925 nt
Organism: Pristis pectinata (smalltooth sawfish)
Lineage: Eukaryota; Metazoa; Chordata; Chondrichthyes; Rhinopristiformes; Pristidae
Product: aquaporin-1-like
Biological process (GO): renal water transport; carbon dioxide transmembrane transport; hyperosmotic response
Cellular component (GO): membrane
Molecular function (GO): carbon dioxide transmembrane transporter activity; water channel activity; ammonium channel activity
Source: RefSeq, a predicted model, not a curated record
GGCCGGUCCCGCACUCGGAGCGCCUGCGAGGGGUUUGAGGGUUCGGUUCCCCCCUCUGGAUGCCCUCUCGGGAGGCAGGUGGUAGGCGGCGAGGAUGAUGAGGGAGCUCCGGCGCCACUCCUUCUGGAGGGCAAUGCUGGCCGAGUUCCUGGGGGUGACCAUCUUCGUCUUCCUCAGCACCGGCUCGGCCACCAAGUGGACGGGGAGCCACGUCCCCGCCGACAUCGUGCAGAUCGCUCUCACCUUUGGCUUGUCCAUCGCCACCCUCGCCCAGUGCGUGGGGCACAUCAGCGGCGCCCACCUCAACCCCGCCGUCACCGUCGGCCUGUUGGUCGGCUGCCGGCUCAGUGUGGUCCGAGCCCUCGCCUACAUCGGCUGCCAGAUGCUCGGGGCCGUGACAGCCAGCGCCAUCCUCCUGGGGGUCACCCCCACGUCCAGGAACAGCACGCUCGGACUUAACGCGCUGGCGGACGGCGUAACCCCGGGACAAGGUCUGGGCAUCGAACUCAUCAUCACCUUCCAGCUGGUUCUCUGCGUCUUCGCGACCACGGACAAACGGCGCUCUGACCUCUCCGGCUCCGGACCGCUGGCCAUCGGACUCUCAGUCGCCAUUGGACACUUGAUGGCGAUCGGCUUCACUGGAUGUGGGAUGAACCCUGCUCGAUCCUUUGGUCCGGCUGCUGUUACUGGUGACUUCAAGGAUCACUGGCUUUACUGGGUGGGCCCGAUGAUUGGAGGGGUUGCUGCCGCUCUGCUUUACGACUUUGUGCUGACCACCCGCUACCGCGACACGUCCGAGCGGCUCAAGGUGCUGACCAGCGGCCCGGCUGACGACUAUGACGUGGAGAGCGAGCAGGACAGUGCCAGGAUCGAGAUGAAGCCCAAGUAGAAGAGAGCGGCGCGCCGCGGGGGUUGGGGGAUCCUU